AUGGCUGAGCUUCAAUCGAAACUUCCCGAGCUUUCCAGUGGCCGAUUUGACGAUGGGCCGUUGGUUGGCUUAGGGUAUCAGACAGCGUCCCAGCAAGGCUUUACUGACGAGCAAGGACGUUCCUUCUACCAAGGUGGCGAAACUGUGAGCUUUUCGAUUGGCAAAUUGCCUAUUGGCUCCGCGAUUGGUGGUUCAUUGACGCUUGCUGCGCUCCGCGAUAGUGUCACUGAACUAGGGAAUCCAGACUUGACACUUCCAGAGACGGUCAACCGAGCGCGUUUCGUUCAGAGCUUGGCAGUUGAGACAGACCUCCGGAAUGGCGUAUCUAUCGAUGAUACAAUACGUGAUAUUGUGAGCAGACAUGCAGCUGGCAUCUCGUUCACUUCCGACAUCGACAUCUUUGAGCAAUCCCCUGCUGUCCGCGGCGUUUUCAGCGAGCUCGGGAGCCGUUUUCGAGGCGUACAAGAAGCUCGAAACCAUCUGAGACGCGCUCAGACAGGUAUCAAGGCUCUUAGAGAUGUUUGGGUUCCCACCCGUGAUAACAGCUACCUCCUUGCAGAUGUCUUUCAUCCUAUUGAUGCUGGAAGAUAUCCUGUAUUGUUGAGACUUGGUAUCUAUGGAAGAGCGUUUCGGAUAGGGGCUAUAUCCAACGACGAAGACCGCGAGAUAAGCGAGAAGCGUGAAGAUUCCUGGUUUCAGGGAGAUCGAGACAAUCUUCAUCCAUACUGA
Molecule: messenger RNA, 729 nt
Organism: Trichoderma breve
Lineage: Eukaryota; Fungi; Ascomycota; Sordariomycetes; Hypocreales; Hypocreaceae
Exons: 1
Coding region: 1-729 (242 amino acids)
Source: RefSeq, a predicted model, not a curated record